Messenger RNA from Phyllostomus hastatus (greater spear-nosed bat), 1633 nucleotides. RefSeq names its product ankyrin repeat and SOCS box containing 10 (gene ASB10). Gene Ontology annotation, biological process: intracellular signal transduction. Gene Ontology annotation, molecular function: protein binding. The record is from RefSeq and is a predicted model, not a curated record. The transcript is spliced from 6 exons. Lineage: Eukaryota; Metazoa; Chordata; Mammalia; Chiroptera; Phyllostomidae. The coding region runs from base 107 to 1504 and encodes 465 amino acids.
GGAGACACAGAGACCCCCUCCGUCCCUCCCUCCCUCCGUCUGUUUCCCUUCUUUUCGUCUCCUUGCCUUCGGCCCCCAGCUCCCCUCCCCCCACACCCCUGCCCUCAUGAGCUGGUCCCCAGAGGAGUGCAGGGGGCAGGGGGAGCCGCCCGGUGACAGACAUGCCCUCUGUGCCAGGCUGGUGGAGAAGCCCAGCAGUGAGUCUGCCGCGGACCCGGAGUCCGGCCCGGGACCCAUCGUCACCCGCACGGCCUCGGGACCUGCCCUGGCCUUCUGGCAGGCGCUGCUGGCCGGGGACGUGGGCUCUGUGUCCCACAUCCUCGCCGACCCCAGCACUGGCCUGACCCCAGACUCCGUCUUUGACACGAGCGACCCGGAGCGAUGGAGGGACUUCCGCUUCAACAUCCGCGCUCUGAGACUCUGGUCUCUGACGUACGAAGAGGAGCUGACCACCCCGCUGCACGUGGCAGCCAGCCGGGGCCACACGGAAGUCUUGCGGCUGCUGCUGAGGCGGCGGGCGAGGCCUGACCGUGCCCCCGGGGGCCGUACCGCCCUGCACGAGGCCUGUGCCGCGGGCCACCCUGCCUGUGUCCACGUGCUGCUGGUGGCAGGGGCCGACCCCAACAUCGCGGACCAGGAUGGGAAGCUCCCUUUGCACCUCUGCCGGGGGGCUGGCACCCUCGAGUGUGCAGAGCUGCUCCUGAGGUUUGGGGCGAAAGUGGAUGGUCGAUCCGAGGAGGAAGAGGAGACCCCUUUGCAUGUAGCUGCCCGGCUUGGCCACGCAGAGCUGGCCGACCUGCUUCUGAGACGGGGGGCGUGCCCAGACGCCCGCGACGCCGAAGGCUGGACCCCGCUGUUGGUUGCCUGUGAUACCUGCUGCCUGUCCCCCACCGACGCGGAAGCCGCCACUGCCCGCUGCCUCCGGCUGUGCCACUUGCUCCUCUCGGCCGGCGCCGACGCCGACGCCGCGGACCGGGACAAGCGGCGGCCCCUGCACCUGGCCUGUCGCCACGGCCACGCGGCCGUCGUGGACCUGCUUCUGUCCUACAGCGUCAGCGUCAACGCCAUGGACUACGGGGGGCACACAGCCCUGCACUGCGCUCUGCAGGGCCCCCCCUCGGCCCUGGCCCAGAGCCCAGAGCGCGUCGUGAGGGCUCUGCUCAACCACGGCGCCGUUCGAGUCUGGCCCGGGGCUCUCCCCAAGGUGCUGGAACGCUGGUGCAUGUCCCCGCGGACCAUUGAGGUCCUGAUGAACACCUACAGUGUCGUGCGGCUUCCCGAGGGGGCCAUGGGCCUGGUGCCUCCUGAAACUCUGCAGAAGCACCACCGUUUCUACUCCUCCCUCUUCGCCUUGGUGAAGCAGCCCAGAUCGCUGCAGCACCUGAGCCGCUGUGUGCUCAGAGCCCACCUGGAGGCCCGCCUGCCCCACGCCCUGCCCCGCCUCCCCCUGCCGGCCCGCCUGCUCCGCUACCUGCAGCUGGACUUCGAGGAUGUGCUCUACUAGAGGGGAAGGCGUACAGCUCAGAUGAGGAGAAGCUGGAGGCGCCAGCCAGAGACCCGGCAGGCAGCGAACAGGAGGAAGAGGGGUCCGGCGGUGACAGCGAGGACGACGGCUUCCUGGACAGUUCUGCAG